CCCCUUAGUACAAAAGAAAGGGUUUCUCUAAGCCAUCACUCCGCUUCUCUAUCUCCUCAUGGUCAUCGGCCUGAAAAUGGCAAAGACUACACUUGCUUUCGCUCUAUGCAGUUGUUGCUCGACUAUUUCGAGUAAAGCAUUUAAUGCUUUACCCUUUCUCCAUCGACACACGACUAAACAGUUUGAGGGUAAAAGGAGGCCAGGUUCUUCCAAAUUCGAUCUCGACAAGCGGCUGCACAACAAAAAGUUGCUUUACAUACCAGUGCAAUUCAAAUGUGCUGACGUCCCUUUUGCCCGGGGCCUGCAUCUCGCGAUAAGGGUAACGAUUUACAGGUUGACGAUUCUUCUUGCUAGGACUUUCUCGUAUCAGCUGCUUGGUAACGAUUUACAGGUUGACAAUUCUUCUUGCUAGGACCUUCUCGUAUCAGCUGCUUGGUGAGCCCCAGUUCCCUCGGGGCGUUAUUAUACUUUUCAGUCUUUAUAGUAGUUCUGUCAGUAAGGUAUGUUGGGGGCCUUGUCCCGGUAAACAGUUAAUAGUUCAGUACUCUUUUGAGACUUCGUAGACUAUAGUCCAGUCAGUCAGAUGUUUAGCAGCUUUUGUGCUAGCCUUGUCGGCUAAUUAUUCAGACUUUUAGUCUUAUUCAGUAUUUUUGCAUUCAUGAUA
This is a messenger RNA of Lycium barbarum (goji berry), 664 nucleotides long. RefSeq lists its product as uncharacterized. The record is from RefSeq and is a predicted model, not a curated record. The transcript is spliced from 4 exons. NCBI's taxonomy places the organism in Eukaryota, Viridiplantae, Streptophyta, Magnoliopsida, Solanales, Solanaceae. The coding region runs from base 59 to 412 and encodes 117 amino acids.